CUCAUCUUCGACGAUGUGGCUGCGCGUGACGAUCGCUCUUCUGUUGGCCUGCGUGGCGGUGGUCUUGGCCCAGGGAGAUGGGCGUUAUCGUCCUCCGCCCACAAAGGCUAAUCGAGGUGGCAAUGAUGGACGCUAUUCGGCUGGCAACGAUGGACGCUAUCGCGGAGGCAGCGAUGGUCGAUACUCUGGCGGCAACGAUGGACGGUAUGUCCAUACGGAUAAUAAGUACCAGCAUGACGAUCGUCCAGGCGGUGGUUACACCGGGGACCAGGGACGCUAUGUGGGUGACAAGAACAAGGGAGGCGGAGGUGGUGGAGGCGGUGGAGGAGGUGGUGGAGGUAGAGACGGAGCAGGAGGUGGUGGUGCGCCCGUGACAAGGGCCACAGCCAAACCGGCGCCACGUCCCACCACGGCACCACCACCGGCGAUAGUCGAUCCCACUGCCAAUUUGCCUAAGGGGCGUGGCACCGGCGAAGGGGGCAACGGCUGGGCCAUCAUCCGCCAAGAAGACGACGUGGAGCAGGAUGGCUAUCACUAUCUCUGGGAAACGGAGAACGGCAUUCUGGGCGAGGAGAGUGGACGCAUCGAGAAGUUGACCGAGGAGGAUGGGCUGCGGUCCAAAGGCUUCUACGAGUAUACCGGACCCGACGGAAUCCUCUACCGCGUGGACUACGUUGCCGAUGACAACGGCUUUGUGCCCAGUGCCGCCCACCUGCCCACGGCUCCGCCCCCACCGCCCUAUGUGGCCAAGUUGUUGGCCUAUCUCGAGGAAAAUGCCAAGAGGAAGAAAUAAAUGAGGCCAUACAUGUGUAAAUGUCAAAGGUUGCAGGUUAAUAAACUGUUGUGCCAUAA
This is a messenger RNA of Drosophila elegans, 852 nucleotides long. It is a transcript of the gene Cpr49Ab, whose product is annotated as larval cuticle protein LCP-30. The coding region runs from base 14 to 793 and encodes 259 amino acids. Gene Ontology annotation, cellular component: chitin-based extracellular matrix. Gene Ontology annotation, molecular function: structural constituent of chitin-based larval cuticle. The record is from RefSeq and is a predicted model, not a curated record. Lineage: Eukaryota; Metazoa; Arthropoda; Insecta; Diptera; Drosophilidae. The transcript is spliced from 3 exons.